Sander lucioperca (pikeperch) is the source of this 5338-nucleotide messenger RNA. RefSeq names its product RAB, member RAS oncogene family-like 6b (gene rabl6b). Bases 462 to 2720 code for a protein of 752 amino acids. Gene Ontology annotation, cellular component: cytosol; nucleus. Lineage: Eukaryota; Metazoa; Chordata; Actinopteri; Perciformes; Percidae. Gene Ontology annotation, molecular function: GTP binding. The transcript has 18 exons. The record is from RefSeq and is a predicted model, not a curated record.
GUACAUGUGUGUCGCACGCUUGACGCCGUUGCUCCGUGACGCUGGCACUGUGCUGUAGCUGCCGUAGACUGUAGCUCCUCUCUUUGCGGAGGAAUGUCGCUGCUUCUGCUGUGUCUCUGUUGGGAUGGAGGACUGACAGACGCUUUGGGACGAACAUGUCGGGACUGCAGUCUCUUAUCUUAUUAAAUAACCAUGAUGCUCAAAACAACACAGUAGGUACCUCCACCUGUGACUGGCGGCCAAGAACCUCUAGUCAGAUUUAAGAGCACCGCUGCUGAAUCAAUUCAGAGUCAAAAUUUAUUAAUUUGGCAUUAUAUUUGCUUCUAAGCAUGGACCCUUAACUUCCCCAUCCAUCAGGACACACGGUUGCACUUUUCCUUCAGUUGUUGUGUGACAAAUUGUCAGGGGAGUUCUGCUGUACUACCACGUGUUACUGGUCAAGCUGGUGAAGCCUCGUCAAGAUGUUUUCAGCACUUAAGAAGCUGGUGGGGUCCGAGCCAGGGCAGCUCAGGGACAAGAACAUUCCGGCUGGCUUGCAGUCGAUGAACCAAAGUUUGCAGAGACGCUUCGCCAAAGGGGUCCAGUAUAAUAUGAAAAUAGUCAUCCGGGGAGAUAGAAACACUGGGAAGAGUACUUUAUGGCAUCGACUGCAGGGCAAGAAGUUUGUGGAGGAGUAUCUACCCACUCAGGAGAUCCAAGCCACAAGUAUCCAUUGGAACUACAAAAUGGCUCCAUAUCAAGCUACUGAUGAUGUGGUGAAGGUAGAGGUGUGGGACGUAGUAGAUAAAGGCCAAAAAUAUCCUCUUCCUGAAGGUAUAGGCAAAGGCAAAAGACGCGGAGAGAAUUUGAAACUGGAGAAUGAGCCCCAAGAGUCCGAUGAGGUGGCCCUGGAUGCAGAGUUUCUCGACGUGUACAAGAACUGUAAUGGAGUCAUCAUGAUGUUUGACAUUACCAAGCAGUGGACUUUCAGCUACAUCCUGAGGGAACUGCCCAAGGUACCCACCCAUGUGCCGGUGUGUGUGUUGGGGAACCACAGGGACAUGGGCGAGCAUCGCGUCAUCCUCCCUGACGAUAUAAGAGACCUGAUUGCUGGACUGAACAGACCAAUGGGAGCAUCUUACAUCCACUAUGCCGAGUCCUCAAUGAAGAAUGGCUUUGGCUUGAAAUAUCUGCACAGGUUUUUCAACAUCCCCUUCCUCCAGCUACAGAGGGAGACCCUCCUGAGGCAGCUGGAGACAAACCAGCUGGACAUGGACGCCACCCUGGAGGAGCUCUCUGUGCAGCAGGAGACUGAGGAUCAGAACUAUGAGAUUUUCCUGGAGAACCUUGAGUCUCGCAGUAAGGGCUAUGGCUCUCCUGGUCCAGCUAAUGGUCAGAGUCCCUCCUCUGGCUCCCAGUCCCCCAUCGUCCCUCCCAGUGGAGCCUCCACAGGCAGCUCCAGCCCCAGCACCCCUCAGCCCCCAAUCCCCUCCCAGAUGCUCCCACAGUCACCGUCUGUGUCCACCUCCUCCCCUCCACCUCCGCCGGCAGCGGCUUGCGGGGCAGCUUCACCCGCUGUUGAGUUGAAGCCAUCAGCCCAGUCGCCCGAACACGUACAGGCCUCGGCUGCAUCUGGAGCGCUGGGCCCCCAGAAACGUGGCUUCAUGUCCCGCUGGUUCGGAUCAACUCCUGCCUCUGAGGCUCCUUCUUCUGCACCAGAUGAGCCGCCUGCAUCAGUGUGUCCCGCUAAGGUUCAGAGUGUGGAUGAUUUUAUGCCCGAUGAGAGACUGGAUAAAAGCUUCCUGGAGGACAGCCUGCCCCCCCGGACCAAGCCGCCUCAGCGUGCAGCGGCUAUGGACAGCGACAGUGAUGGGGAGAGCCGAGGAAACCCCAUGGUGUCUGGUUUCCAGGACGAGCUGGAUCCUGAUGACACGGAGCCCGGUCUCCCCCAGCCCAGGACCCUGCCCCUCAGUAAAGACAUCACUCUGACCAGUGAUGAGGACGAGGUGGCCCAAGCAGCCCCCGUUAUCACACAGGACCAAGACCUGGACAGUGAGCAUGAGCUCAAAGCGCCUGUGAUCCACAUCACCAAACCAAAGGUGGCCCCUAAAGGCCCAAGCAUCUCCCUGACUCUGACUCCAGCUGCAGAGCAGCCACCCCGACACCCGGCCAGGAAGAAGGGAGGAGCAGCCAGAGCCGAGGACUCUGACUCGGAGCCCGAGGCCCCGGUGGCCCAGCAGAUGCUCUCCUUUGUCAUGGAUGACCCCGACUUUGAGUCUGAAGCAUCAGACACACCAAAAAUAACAAAGGAGACAUUUCCAGUCCGAGACGAGCUUCUGUCCGACCUCUCUGACGACGACCUGCAGUUAGCCAAUGUGGCAGAACCUCUGAAGCCCACUGUGAUCUCCUUUAAACACAAGGACGAUACCGACCUGUUUGGCCUGGGCAUCAAGGAAGAGGCUCCCGCAGCCAAGGACAGCAGCGAGGAGCAGGAAGGGAAAGAAAGCAAACAGUCCUCCAAAGAGAAGAAGAAAAAGAAGAAGAAAAGCAAAGAGGAGGAUGAAAAGAACAAGAAGAAACACAAACACAAGAAAAAGGAAAAAGACGAAGACGCAGCAGGAGACGAGAAAAAGAAGAAGAAAUCCCGGACCAAGAAAACGGAGGUGGACGAGUUGGAGGACUUCCUGGGGGGAGGAGCAAGCUCCAUCAAAAGAGAUGACGGCGAUUAUGAAGAACUAUAAGCACUCCUGUUCCAUCAGGAAUGGAAGCAUAAAGCAUCUCCAAGCCAUACGCACUCCCUCUGGUACCGGUCUGUUCCUUCUGACUGACUCCACAUCUGCACUACUGCUGUCACUUCCCUUCCAGCCAAUAGGAAACAGCCAGGAGACCCCUGGGAACUGUAGUGAGUCGUGACAUUAAAAUCUGAUGAUUGGCUCUUUGUACUUUGACAUGAUUAAAUAAGGCUUAAUAUUUCCUUUGAUUUGAUAUAGCAGUGACCCAGUGUGUAAAUAGGGUUCCCAUUGUGUCUGGUUGGUGUACUAAUGGAGAGCAUGCUUACAGUGACCACUGACAGUCUUCUGUCUUUUUCUUUCUUUCUACUUGUUGGCUUCAGUGGUUAAUGGCACAUUUAGUCUUGUGUCUCUACAUAUAAACACUGAACAGUCAUUCACAGUGAGUUGAUUUAAGAACUCUGAAACGACUUCCCCUUCUUGGCUCUGGGAGGAACGUCCACGCUGAGCCGGCUGCAUGUGGAAUCAGCGUGCUUUGUUUUGGCCUCCGUCCACACUUAGCUGCUGGUGUUUCAGGGCGGAGCAGGGAAAACUCAUUUCAAGUGUCCAUAUAGCUGAUCACACACUACACACACAGUUUGUCAUUAACUGGUCUGGCUCAAUGGAUCCACAUUGCUGAGAUAAAGCAUGACAUGAGAGACACGACUGGAUGUCCCUCCCCUUUCACUACCUCUGCUAUCAGGGCUUGGCGGCGCCCAGGAUGGCUGGGAUUGGUUUAAAGAAAAGCAUACAAGUCAGAGCUAUUUUUCUCCCCUAUCCCAGAAUAGAUAGGCCAUGUAUGGCUAUGCCAGCUAAGUCAUUAACCUGUAUGAAUGUCGAUUUUGUCAGACCGAGGACUGAACAGAGAUUUGAACAACUGAGACUCAGCAGAGUGAGCGGGCUGCAUCUGUCUCACCAGAUGUAGACUGAGGCACUUUGAGAGGACAGAGAAGAUUAGACCACGAUAGAAUGGCGCCGGGAGCCAAAAUUAGCAUUGGGCACGAUAGUUGCACUUUGAAUCCCUCGUAGUGUCAGCAUCUGGGACGCUUCACAACGUCCUGAACAAAAACUUGUAUGACGUGUUGCAUGAGGUUAACCAUUAUGUACACACUCGCCCUCUUUCUACUGACUGGGAAGGAAAAAAAGACAUGGUGAUCAUGAACUGUUCCAGGUUCUUUUUUUUCUUCUUUUGACAUUUAAUGCAAGGUGAGGCAGAGAGAGGAGAAGACCUGGAGCAAAGCCUCUCCAGGUCCUGUGUUCACAUACGUUAGCCUGUGUUUUCUGUCCGGUGGGACAGUGAGUCUGCUAAGUCCCAGCAACAGUGUACGGCUCUGAUGACCUAAUGUGACCGUGGGCAUCUUGAAGGCAGUUUCAGUGUCACGAAAGUGGAAUGUGUGCGCGUUAGCCGGCUUAGCGUGGACGUCAGCAACAUGAUUUUAUGAUUUCUUCCACUGGUCAAAACAGCUGGUACAAGUGUGUGGUCCCCCCCCCAAACAGUUCACUCACCGGCCCUUUCUGUGCUUCUCCCUGGAGGGCGAUAUACAAAUUCUCCUCUUGUUUUCUGCUAUUGCCUUAAUGGGGGUUACAACGAGGGACUGGCGAGCCGCUAUCCUCAUGAACCAUAGUGAAGUGUUCUUACUGUGACGUGUUGGUGAAACUCUGAAAGCUCCUAUAUGAUUGCAGUGGAUCAGUACAUCUGUUUGUCUUUUCUUUGAUUCUCAUAGGACAGCAAAACACCUGUCCUUCUAAAGGAGUAUUAUGGAACUAUGUUAAUAUUUCUCUGUAAGUAACAUCUCCAAGAUUUCCUCAUUGUUUUAUGAUCCUUGUGUUAUUUAUUGCUUCUAUUUUGUUUUGUUGUGUGAUUUGUGCUGAAACUCUCCUCAACGGUUGGACUCAUGGAUUCCAGUUGUUCCCGUCUCCUAACGUCACUGCUUAAAGGACAUUUACGUGGUGAUAUGAACUACGUACACUGCAGUAUCUUCCAUUAAUCACCAAAAUGUUUCCAAUAACUGAAGCAUUUUGCAUCUAAGAGAAAUUCUGUGUAUUUUUAAACUUGUUUUGACAACUUGACAGAUUUCAUACGGUUUCCAUCUCCCAUACCUAUAUGGCUACACUCUGUUGGUUUACAAAGACAUUGUGUUUGAUAUUCCAAAGUUGAAACUAUGCAGCAUUGAUCCUGAAUACUGUGUGCUCUUUUUUGUCUUUUGUCAUGGAAUUGAGGAUGAAUGCUGAAAGCACAGUUUCAAGCAAAGCAUGAGACUUAAAUGUACAGCAAGAAAAGAAUGUAUAAAGUAUAUAGAUAAAUGCAUAUAUUUGAAGAGCUUUGUUCCAAAAAUGAUACAUGCACCGUGUGGAAACAACUUAACUAAAAUCAAAUGAUCCAGACAGCAAAGAUCUAAUCAUGCUGUCUAAAGUAAUAACAUCUCUGGAAAUGGAUAUGCACUUUGGAAAUGUCGUCUUUUUCCAGAUGGAUGUAUGACUGUUGGAAUGAAGCCCUUCAUUUAUUUUUCACCCCGUGACAUGUUUCAUCUCUACACUGUGUGAGAUUGCCUCUGUUUGGUUUGUCCAAUAAAUGCAAACUUAUUUCUUCA